CCUGUUUCGGCUGCCAGAUCGACUUACAAGGGCAGCGAGCCCGCGACGAGAUCGCCGCGCAGGAGAGGGGACUCGGAGGACGCCAAAGGAAGGCGAAGCUCAAGAGAAACCGACGCGGAUGAUCCUGAAUUUAGACCACAGGACUUGGUGGAGUUUCUGGGGCGGCAAAGCGGCUUUCAAGCUCCCGUGGACAAGAUGAGAGAUAUUUUCUCUUGGCAAGUGAAUCGGGCAUUAGCAAACCUCCCUCAUAUCUUUUGUAUAAAGAAUGACAGGAUGAAGUUGCGGCCAAAGGUCAGAGUCUGCUCUGCUUAUGCGUCGCGCAGUGGGUGCAUUGACCGGUCAUUAUGCUUUAAGAUUCAUAUCUGCUCCGGCUUUAUUUUUGGCGACUGUGAGUUGGAAAAUUGCAACAUGGGUCAUAGUUUGCGCACGAAUCAUAACAUCAAGGCGAUCCAAGCUUUUUAUCUAGGACGUUUAAGUGAUAGGCAGUUGUGUAAUUUUGUAAAAAUGAAUGAAGUGGCAUUGCGUAGGGAGACUACCCAACAGCAUCUCGACGUAUGUAGGGACUACAAUGAGGAAACAUGUAAUAAGAGCAGAAUUAAUGUAUGGUCUCACUCUCCUGAGGGAUCCCCCAAAAUUCCUGAGAUAUGCUACAAGUCAUUGUCACGGACUUGUACAGUUACUGGUUGCCCGAGACUCCACUCAAAGAUUCCUUUUCAUUGGCAAGUAACCAAAGAUUUGAACACUUGGUAUAACUUCCCUAAGGAGCAUGUUACUUUUCUGGAAAAACAUUUCUGCAAUCCUGAGAAUAACCUGACUCUCCUGAAACAAUUAGAUGAUUCCUGCCAUAAUGGAGGUCUAUUAUCACUAUUGAAACACUACAUUUGGGAAAUAGGCUUCACAUACAUGCAAUGGGUUAAUAACUGUGCAUAUAUUCCCAUUUUCUGUCAAAACAUGAAAUAUCACAUCCGGAGACUUUGCACCGAGAGAAAUCCAACACAGAACCUCAGAGAAAACAGAUUCAUUUGGUAUUUCCAAGAUGACUUGCAGAAAUGGUGUCCGUUCGACCAUCCUAACAUUAACAAACUGGAAGAUGCUUACGAAAAGAAUCCGAAAGGGAAUGUGACAAUAUGGACCAACGAAGCCAAGUACAGUGUGGAUUUCAGGAAAAUGAAUCAGAAAAAUUUAUUGACAAAGAGAAUCCGACAUAUAACGCGCAGACCAACUUCUUUUACAUGAUAGAGUGAGAGAGAGAAGGUGUAAAUAUUGGUGUAGGUGAUGUGUUAUAUGUGAUUCUAACUUAAGUAAUUUAUCGAUAUUGUUAGAAAACGGAACAGCAUUGGUUCUGCGCCUUAUAUUCUUGUUCUUCUUUUGUUUUGUUUUUUGAUUUUAGGAAAUACCCCGACGUUCCAUAGCAGGUGGUUCGACAGGCUAUCUCCACUGCUAGCUUUUUUUUGUAUUUUUUCUGCUCUACAAAUAGAAUUUCUUUAAUUGUGACAUUAAC
Molecule: messenger RNA, 1501 nt
Organism: Penaeus monodon (black tiger shrimp)
Lineage: Eukaryota; Metazoa; Arthropoda; Malacostraca; Decapoda; Penaeidae
Source: RefSeq, a predicted model, not a curated record